UUCCGGCAGCCUAAGAAUGCAGCAGCAGAGGCUUGGUGGACGCCUCUUUCGUGCAGCCAUUUUGAUUCGGAACAACAACGACAUAGAAAAACUGUCUGGAAAAGGUGUGUAAGUGAUGUGGGACCAGGGAGGACAACCCUGGCCGCAGUGGCCUCUGAGCCAGCAGCAGUGGAUGCAGUCUUUCCAGCAUCAGCAAGAUCCAGGUCAAGUGGACUGGGCUGCUCUUGCACAGGCAUGGAUAGCCCAGAAGGAAUCAACAGGAGCAGAGCAGCAGAACAUUCAGCCAAAUGGCCAGGACAUCCCAGGCCUUGAACCUAUUGGACAGAGCAAUCAUGGUGCCUUCCAGGGUGACCCAGCAUUUGGCAGAAUUUGGCAGCCAGAAUGGGGAAUACAUGGCCAGCCCCCUCCUCCUCCUCCACCACCUGACCAGGCCUGGAUCCCUCCAGGAUCAGGACCAAUGGAUGUGGUGAACCCCAGUGAGGACAGCAACAGCCAGGACAGCGUGGAGUUCAACUCUGAAUCCCACCAUGGGGUUUACCCCCAGAACAGCCAUGGGUAUGGGGCACAGCCCGACAGCUACGCCAUGGCCCCCAUGGCCAUGAACCAGUUUGAUUAUCAGCAUGGAGCUGCUUCAUCCUUUGCCCCCGCACCCACAGGCUUCCACUCCCCAUACUGGCAGGGUCCUCCUCAGAACAGACGAGAUACCAGACCACCCGGGUUCAGAGACCGGCCCAGAUCCCCCCUCCAGCUCCCUGUCAAGCAGGAGGUCCCAGCACCACUAGAUGCUGUCAAAAGACGCACACUACCUGCAUGGAUCCGAGAGGGCCUUGAAAAGAUGGACAGAGAGAAGCAGAAGAAGCUGGAGCGAGAGAGAAUGGAGAAGGAGCGUGCAGAAAUGGCAAAAGACAAUGGCAGAGAGCAGGAGGCAGAAGAGGCGGGCAAUGGGCCUCGCGUACCCCGCAGGAGUAAAUUUGACAGUGAUGAUGAGGGGAACGAUGACAAUGAUGACGAAGAAAAGACCUCCUUGAAGAGGGAAUUUUCUGGCAGGAGCCCAUCGCCUCCUGCAGAGGACAGUGAGCCUGAAAUGACUGAGGAGGAAAAGGAAUUCCAGCUGAUGCUCAUGACAAAAACGCUUCUGACUGAGAUCCUUCUCGAGGUCACUAAUGAAGAGAUCCUGCAUGUGGCCAAAGAGACUCACCGGAAAGCCAUCCGAGCUCCUGCAAAACAGCUGGCACAGUCAAGUGCACUGGCUUCUCUGACUGGUCUCAGCGGGCUUGGUGACUAUGGUUCAGAUGAGAGUGAGGAUGAGGAUGAUCGCAGCGUGCGAGGGUCUGAAUCCUCUGAUACAGAUGAGGAGGAGUUGCGCCACCGCAUCCGGGAGAAGCAGGAUGCCUUUCGCCGCAAAGAGCGGGAGAUGCUGCAGCUGCAAGAAAAACAAGCACAAGAGGCUCUGCUUGCACGUGAAGAGAUGAUGAAAGAGAGACUGAGCAGAGAAAGGGGGGACUAUGAUGAGGGCCAGGCAGAGAAUCCACACAAGCAGGAAGCAAAAGAGAGGGAGGCGGAGCCCUUAAUAGAGAGGCGUAGGUCCCGUAGUGAAAAGGAGGGUAGUGAGGGCAAGCCCUCAAGUAGAGGGAAGGAGCGAUUAGGAAGAGGUGGCAGUGAUUCCCCGGCUAACGGUCACAGCAGCAGCAGCUCCCGCCCCUCCCCUAGCCACAGCAGUUCCUCGUCCUCUUCGUCUUCUUCCUCAGCAUCUUCCCGCAGUUCCUCUCAAUCUUCCUCCCCACAAAGGAAGAGGAGGCGUAGCCACUCUUCAUCUCACAAGGCUCGCCGCCGCAGCCGCAGUCACAGCUCCCAUAGACAUCGCAGUGAUCGUAGUGAGAAGGCCAGGGACAGGAGGAGGAGCAGUGCUGAAAGGUCAGGCCGCCACAAGAAAGAACGCAGUGAUUCCAGGGAGCGUAGAAGUCGCAGGAGUAGAAGUAGGUCCAGAUCCAGAGAGCGAGACAGGGGCAGGGCCAGGGCCAGAGACAAAGAUAGCCAUAGUCGCAGCAGAGACAGAGAGAAGGACAAAGACAGGAAUAAGGAAAGGAAAAGGAGCCGAGAGCGCAGGGACAGGAGUCAUAGUCGUAGCAGCAAACACAAGCAGAAGGCCUCGAGCAAGGACAGAGACAGGCGGAGAGAAAGGAGUCGUAGCCAUGAGAAAGACAAGAAAAAGAGGGAUAAAGAUAAGGAUAGGGAGAAAGAGUCUGAUAAAAAGAAAGAAAAACCAAAGGCCAAAGAGAAGGAAAAGGAGAAAGAAAAAGGAAGCUCUGUAUCUGCAGAAGAUAACGGCAGGUUGAAAAAAAGGAAAGAGAGUGACCCGUGCACAGCCUUUCAGAGUGAGAAGCUGUCCCGACAGGAUAGCAGGGCCAGCAAAAAGGGCUCCGCCAAAGCUAGCAAGAGACACUCAGACUCUGACUCAAGUAGAUCCCCUACCCCAGAAAUUAGCAAGGAAAAGAAAUCUAAGAAAUCCAAACGUAGCCGCUCGAGGUCAGCGGAAAAAUCUCACAAGUCUGGUAAGAAGGCAAGCCGCAAACACAAGUCUAAGUCGCGAUCAAGGUCAGCAUCCCCCUCCCGUCGUAGCAGACGUUGAGGAGCACAGUUUACCUCCUGAUCUGUGCACUUUACGAUUUUAAAUUCCAUGAGUUGAACAGGCUUGUCUCAUUAUGGAGGCAGUUGUGUAGGUGAACCCCCCUCAUACGUUUCUUUCGUCUUUGUAAAUAUGUUUUAAAAGUUUGAAUGAAUUGCAAGACAGUUUGAAUGGUAGCAGUUUUCACUUUUCAUUAUGCAAAGCUUCCUAAAUCUUGGUGGACACUAAAAUCUCAAGCUGUAUCAUUUUAAACCAUAAGAGGGUUAAUUUUUUCCACCCAUUAUUGUAAAAUGUCCAAUAAAGCUGUUUGCUCUUUG
Molecule: messenger RNA, 2943 nt
Organism: Monopterus albus (swamp eel)
Lineage: Eukaryota; Metazoa; Chordata; Actinopteri; Synbranchiformes; Synbranchidae
Gene: pnisr
Product: PNN-interacting serine/arginine-rich protein
Exons: 12
Coding region: 116-2629 (837 amino acids)
Source: RefSeq, a predicted model, not a curated record